CUCAUCGUUACUGUCGUAUCGACGAAUAUCCUUGAUUUUCAACACAGCGCUUCGAUUCAAAAUUUUCUUCGAUUUCUAAAAUAUUUUCGACUCCUCUUUAUCUUAAUCGAAAAUUUGAUAAGAUGCCAAUCAAGUUCUAUUUAAAAUCAAUCUUAUUGUUUAUCAUUGUUGGCUUCGUUGUUGGUACUGAAAACUACAUAGAUUACUCAGAUGAAAUACCAGAAAAAAUGCCAAUAGAAAAUAUUCACGAGUUUUAUAGACUUCUGAUGCAACGCAAUGCUUUAGAAAAUGCUAGACUUAGCGAAACUCCAUUGGAACAUUUAAUGAUCCGUAAAUCUCAGCGAUCACCUUCAUUGCGCUUACGUUUUGGACGUUCUGAUCCUCAUUUAUCUAUUGGAAUUCUGUCAAAACCAAUAAGUGCUAUUCCAUCAUCCAAAUUCGAUGAUAAAUGAAAAAAAAUGAUUCAUUUUCCUUUUUUUUCCUCCUCCUACGUGUAUAAAAAUCCACUAUUUAUAUUAUAUAAUUAUUAAAAAUUAAAAAUUGUACUUAUUUUACAUUAUUAAUG
Apis laboriosa (Himalayan honeybee) is the source of this 565-nucleotide messenger RNA. Its product is annotated as short neuropeptide F-like. Lineage: Eukaryota; Metazoa; Arthropoda; Insecta; Hymenoptera; Apidae. The transcript is spliced from 4 exons. Bases 123 to 452 code for a protein of 109 amino acids. The record is from RefSeq and is a predicted model, not a curated record.